Alternaria viburni is the source of this 3171-nucleotide messenger RNA. RefSeq lists its product as uncharacterized. The record is from RefSeq and is a predicted model, not a curated record. Bases 1 to 3171 code for a protein of 1056 amino acids. The transcript is spliced from 2 exons. Gene Ontology annotation, molecular function: mannose-ethanolamine phosphotransferase activity. Gene Ontology annotation, cellular component: endoplasmic reticulum membrane. Gene Ontology annotation, biological process: GPI anchor biosynthetic process. Lineage: Eukaryota; Fungi; Ascomycota; Dothideomycetes; Pleosporales; Pleosporaceae.
AUGGAGAAAGGCGAGGUCUUCACGCCUCUGUCCGACAUCACCGCCGGCCGGAGCACCGCGCCCAAGGUUCAGAAGCCGGCGCAACAGCCACAACAGCAGCAGCCGUCGCAAGGUCAGCGGACGGCUGUACAUGACCCUGAUAAGGCGAAGAGGCUUGGGCAGGUGCACUUCAAGGCUGCUCAUGGCAUCAUUGUCGCUUUCUUUACUUUCAUACUAAUACUUCACAUCCUCGGUAUCUACCUCUUCACCAGCGGCUUCCUUCUCACGCGAUUGGUGCUCGACCACAAGUCAGAAUGCGCCCUCCCCCCAAUCGACUCUGCGAACGCGUACACCCCGGGCGACGCGGAAAAGGGGUGCUGGCACCCGAAGACAUUCAACAAAGCAGUCGUCAUCAUCGUCGACGCGCUGCGAUAUGACUUCACUGUGCCCUUCCCCGAACAAUUCGAACCUGUCGACCUCGCUGUCGAAGCCGAGAACCCGUCCCAAGCCCCUCCAAUCGCCCCGCGCCAUUUCCACAAUGCGUUCCCCGUUCUAUACGAGACGGCGAGGAAUCAGCCUCAGAACGCGUUCCUCCUGCCCUUCAUCGCCGACCCGCCGACGGCCACGAUGCAGAGGUUGAAGGGGCUCACAACGGGUACGUUGCCCACCUUCAUCGAUGUGGGCAGCAACUUUGCGGGCCAGGAGAUUCUUGAGGAUAACUUGGUUGGACAAUUGAAGAAUGCGGGCAAGAGGAUGGUUCACCUCGGUGACGACACAUGGCACGCUCUUUUCCCGGACUACUUCGAGCCGAACCUGACGCACGCGUACGAUUCGUUCAACGUCUGGGACCUACACACUGUCGACUAUGGCGUGAGUGAGCACAUUUUCCCACUUUUGCAGGCUGAGAAUGCCGACAAGUGGGAUGUCAUAUUCGGUCACUAUCUGGGCGUGGACCACGCUGGACACCGUUACGGACCCGAUCACCCUGCCAUGGCCGCGAAGUUGAGCGAAAUGGACAAGGUCUUCCAGCGCAUGAUUAGAAGCAUCGAUGACGACACUCUGUUAGUUGUUAUGGGAGAUCACGGUAUGGACGCAAAGGGUGACCAUGGAGGAGAGUCGGAUGAUGAGAUCCAGGCUGCGCUGUGGAUGUACUCGAAGAAGGGUAUAUUCGGGCGCAGCAACCCUGCCUAUGUCGCGCCUCCGGCCAAUGCGAAGACCCGGCCAGUGGGACAGAUCGAUCUAGUCCCGACUCUCUCGCUUCUUCUAGGCAUGCCCAUACCCUUCAACAACCUCGGAAAGCCCAUCGAAGAGGCUUUCAUCGGCAAGGACGGCGCUGACUACAAAAACUUGGCGACCGUCAACCGCCUGACCGCUGCUCAGAUCCACAACUACCAACAUGAGUAUGCCAAGGUUCGUGGCAUUGCUGAUAGCGCACGAGCUUCUUCGCUUGCCCUUUGGAAGAACGCAAAUGACGCUUGGAACUCGCUCGGAAAGUCCAAGGCCAACAGUGAAGAGAUGCGCCAGGCGUACGAAGCUUUCGGUGACUACCAGCGUGAUACGCUCCGCAUCUGCCGCGACCUUUGGGCUCGAUUCGACGUCCCUAGGAUGGUCAGUGGUGUCACAGUCUUGGCCGCCAGUCUGAUCGUAGUCGCGCUCUACGCUAGAAUCCUCCAUGGAGAUCGUGCCGACGUAACUCCCGUCUUCUUCACUCGAGGUGCUAUUGGUCUGGUUCUCGGAGGUAUCGUAGGUGUGGGCUUUACUAUCUUCAUGCCAGUGGACACCAAGUCGCACGUCCUUGUCCUCUCCUCUGCUCUCACUGGAAUCGUCGGCUGUGCUUCUACUUUCUACUCGCUGAGUUACCGCCUCAUGCCUCCGAUGCCAAACAGCAUUUGGGGCUGGACGAGUGUCAUCUUCACUCUUGCGCUCUCUGGCGGCUUUGCAGCCAACUCAUUCACCAUCUGGGAGGACGAGAUUCUCCUGUACUUCCUAACCACCUUUGGUGUUCUUGCGCUUAUCUCGUCCUUCCGUCGAAAGAGUAUUUCAGACCGGACUCUGGGCGCUUACCACUCCAUCUUGUUCACCAUCUUGCUCAGGGUUGCUAGCUUCUCGAGACUAUGCAGAGAAGAGCAGAUGCCAUAUUGCAAGUCCACAUACUACGGAUCCGCUUUGUCCACUACAUCAGCACCGUGGCAACUUGCCAUUCCCGUAGCCGCCGCCAUCCUCAUCCCCACAUUCAUCAAGAGCUACUACGACGGCACCAAGAGCUACCAGCACUACGCGACCCUUUGGAUAGGUCUCGCACUGCGCUUCGGUCUAAUGAUGUCCGCCGCAUACUGGGCCCUCGACGCCGCCGACGACGGCGAAUGGGCCCCCGGCUGGGAAAACAUCAUCCGCAUCACCAAGCGCUUCCUCGCCCAGAUCGUGCUCGCCAUCAGCAUGGCUUUUGGGUACUCAAUCUACAACUGGUCCAAGCCGCUCCUCAACGUCAUCAUCAACAAAGACGGCGGCGUCGACGAGAACGGCGCCCCAAAGGAAGAAGUCAUCAUCCACGGUUUCGCAAACGUCCACGGCUCGCGCUACGCCCUCCUCAUCACAAUCUGGUACCUCGCCGUCGCCGUCCUGCAAAAACCCAUGGGCGCAGGUGCAAUUGGCAUCUUAGUCUGGCAACUCUUCUCCCUCUUCGAAAUCAUCGACACGAAUAACCUGCGUCAAUCCGCCAUCGGCCCCGUUGUCCUCGGCCUCCUCGGCUCCUUCCACUUCUUCAAAACAGGCCACCAAGCCACCCUCUCCUCCAUCCAAUGGGAAUCAGCAUUCAUCCCCUUGACCAAGAUACGUUACCCAUGGACCCCGAUCAUCGUCAUCCUCAACACGUUCGGCGCACAGAUUCUUUGUGCUAUUGCGGUACCCGCGUGUGUGCUUUGGAAGGUUAAACCCCAGAAGAAGGGUCUGCUUAGUGUGGUUACGAAGGCGGUGGCUACUCACAUUUUGUUUUAUGCGACUGUUAAUCUGGCGACGACGAUGUGGGCGGGGCAUCUGAGGAGGCAUCUUAUGCUUUAUAGGAUCUUUUGUCCUAGGUUUAUGGUUGGGGCUGUGGUGUUGUUGGUUGUGGAUGUGGUGUUGAUUGUUAUUGCGCUGUGGGGGACUAGGAUGAGUAUGUUGAGUACGGCGGAGGUGUUUGGGUUUGGGGGGUAG